This is a messenger RNA of Dioscorea cayenensis subsp. rotundata (Guinea yam), 1788 nucleotides long. Its product is annotated as aldehyde oxidase GLOX1-like. Bases 1 to 1788 code for a protein of 595 amino acids. Lineage: Eukaryota; Viridiplantae; Streptophyta; Magnoliopsida; Dioscoreales; Dioscoreaceae. The transcript has 3 exons. The record is from RefSeq and is a predicted model, not a curated record.
AUGAAGACCUUAUUCAUCAAACACACCAUUUUCCUUCUAUCUUUCCUUCUAGUUACCACCUCUGUGGAGCCUUUCAUCUUUAACUUUCUACCACCCUUCUUCAAGGCCCCUCUAGCUCUGCCAUUGUUGCAACCUCCAACACCAACAACAGAGCAACAAGUGAUAAAGGUCGGUAAUAAGGCUGCGGAGGCUGCGGUGGAGAAUGGAGGUUCUUGGGAAGUCAUUAAAGAGAACUCCGGUGUGUCGGCAAUGCAUUUGGUUAUAUUGAGGAAUAACAAAGCUGUCUUCUUUGAUGCUAGUGUAACCGGACCUUCACUCUUCCGUUUGCCUAAGGGACAGUGCCGUUUUGAUACAAGGAUAAAGAAAAAAGAUUGUUGGGCUCAUGGCAUUGAAAUGGACUUAGUUACUUAUGAUUUGCGCCCUAUCAAGGUUGUAACAGAUACUUGGUGUUCAUCUGGGGCAUUUGAUGAGGAUGGGAAUCUAGUGCAAGCCGGUGGAUGGAAUGAUGGAGGAAACGCUGUCCGAACCCUUGCUCCUUGUGACACCUGCAAUUGGGUUGAGAACCCCAAAGGUCUUGCAGUCCAAAGAUGGUACUCAUCCCAACAAGUUCUCCCGGACGGCCGGUUCAUAAUCAUCGGCGGUCGCCGGCAAAUGAACUUCGAAUACCUCCCACCACCCGGCCAAUCCAACAAGAUAACCUACGACCUCCCUCUUCUCCAACAAACCACCGACGAAGUUGAGAACAACCUCUAUCCAUUCGUCCACCUCCUUCCCGACGGCAACCUCUUCAUCUUCGCCAACAACCGUUCCAUCCUCCUCGACCCACGCACCACCAAAGUCCUCCGCGAGUACCCCGUCCUCCCGGGCGGCUCCCGCAACUACCCAGCCUCCGCCGUCUCAGUCCUCCUCCCUCUCGACCUCAACCGCCAAGGCCGCAAAUCCCGCACCAUCAGCGCCGAAGUCCUCAUUUGCGGCGGUGCUCCUCACAACGCCGCCAAACUCGCCGCCGCUAAACCCCGAACUUUUCUCCGCGCUCUCCGCAGCUGCGGCCGCAUCACCCCUACUCAACCCAACCCCACUUGGCGCACUGAGCUCAUGCCUUCUCCUCGCGUCAUGGGCGACGGCCUCCUCUUACCCAACACCGACGUCCUUAUCCUCAACGGCGCUCGCCGUGGCACUGCCGGCUGGUAUUGGGCCACUGAACCAAACCCCCAACCCCUUCUCUACCACCCUCGUAACCGCCGCCGCAACCGUUUCCAAUCUCUCACUCCCACCACCAUUCCCAGAAUGUACCACUCCUCCUCCGCCGUCCUUCCUGACACCUCCAUCCUCGUCGCCGGCAGCAAUCCUAUCCCCGCUUACAACACCACUCUCGGCUCUGACAACCCUUUCCCCACUGAAGUUAGACUUGAGAAGUUCUACCCACCUUACUUCAACCCUUCUUUUGAUUCUCAACGACCCACACUCAUCUCCGGCGGUGCUCCGUCUGACGUUAAGUAUGGCCAGGCUUUUGCUUUGGAGUUCACAGUGACUGCAAAUAUCACCGCCGACGAUGUUGAUCUUAAGGUGACGAUGUAUACUCCGCCGUUUACUACUCAUGCUGUGUCGAUGAACCAGAGGCUUUUGAUUUUGAGGAUGAAAGGGUGGGAGUCUGCUGGUGAGAAUAGGUACCGUGUUACUGUUUUUGCUCCGCCGGCGCCGGAGCUUGCUCCGGCUGGCUAUUAUAUGACGUUUGUUGUCAACCAUGGUGUGCCUAGCCAUGCGGCUUGGAUUAAGGUUCAUAAAUGA